UUCACGGAAAUGUUAGUGUUGAAUGUGAAAUGCUAGGCCUCGCUUGGUGUAUUGAGUAGUGUACACGUGCGCUGUUAACGAUGAACGUUGGAUUACAGCGUUAGGCCAAAGUAGGCUACUAUCGCUCCAGAAUGCCCCAUGGUGUAAUCAGCAAUAUCAAAGAGAACACGGAACUGUUUCCACGGAUGUCUAAAAAAAAGAUGCCAGCGAAACUAAGGCGACCACAGUGCCAAAUUUUCGUAUUGACCUGUACAAAACCUGGACACUGGAUAGCACUGUGUGAAACCACGCAUGGUCAACCCGGUAGGUCACCUGACGUAGCCUGUUCUCCGAUCUCAAGACAAGAGCCCUUAGAGACUUCAACUGGUGCGUUUUGCUGUAGUAACUCAAUGUGCAGUGUCAAUAGCCUACUGGCAACAUUUAAGGCAUGCAGUGACUAAGCAGAGGGUCUGGUAAUGGGGGUCAUGAAGAGCCAAAGCUCCCGUUGUGCCUUCUUCCUGGGCUUUAUCGUGGGCUUCUGCACCCUGUACUUCUUUCUGCGGCAGGCGUGGUUUGUGCGGAGCUUCACAGCGGUCACAGGAGUCAAGCUUCACAGCGGUCAAGGAGCCCAAGGGAGUGGGCCCGAUACUGGGGUAGCGAGGGAAGGCAGUGGCAGCAGCAGAGACUGGAAAGUGGAGGGAGCAGCUCUGGUCAACCUGAGACACCCACAUGAAAAAGGUGAAGACAGCCUUGUUGCAGAUGAGCUGUUUAAGAAAGUGCGUAUUCUGUGCUGGGUGAUGACAGGGCCCAGCAACCUGCGGACGAAGGCUUGGCAUGUGAAGGCCACGUGGAGCCGCCACUGUAACGUUCUGCUCUUCAUGAGCUCUGAGGAGGAUCCAGACCUGCCGGCCGUGGGCCUGGGCACAGGGGAGGGCCGCGACCAGCUCUACUGGAAGACCAUCAAGGCUUUCCACUAUGCCCUGAAGAACCACGCUGACGAGGCCGACUGGUUUCUCAAGGCCGACGAUGACACCUUUGUGGUGGUGGACAACCUGCGCUGGGUCCUGUCCAACCACACGCCCGAGGAGCCCAUCUACUUCGGGAAGCGCUUCAAGCCUUACGCCAAGCAGGGCUACAUGAGUGGGGGAGCAGGCUACGUGCUGAGCAAGGAGGCCCUGCGGCGCUUCGUGGAGGGCUUCCGCACCAAGGUGUGCACGCACACCACCUCGGUGGAGGACCUGGCCUUGGGCCAGUGCAUGGAGAAGAUGGGCGUGCUGGCGGGUGACUCCAGGGACACGCUCCACCGGGAGACGUUCCACCCAUUUGUCCCCGAGCACCACCUGACAGGGAAGUUCCAUAAAAGCUUCUGGUACUGGAACUACUGCUUCUACCCCAUUGUAGAGGGUCCCCAGUGCUGCUCAGACUUGGCCGUUUCUUUCCACUAUGUGGACAACGUGCUGAUGUACAUUCUGGAGUACUACACCUACCAUCUGCGGCCCUUCGGCUACAGGCACCGCUACCGGCCCCCUGUGCCCGAGGCGCUGACCAGGGCAACCCAGACUGAGAGGGCGGGGGCGGCGGCGAUUGACCCUGGCCCCGAGGCCCAUUCCACGGGAAAGAGGCCAGGUCCAACGAACGCUGUCACUCAGGGGCAGCCAGGGCCACCGGCAGACAGGCUGCCAGUGGCGAAGGGAGCGCAGGGUGAACAUCCGCCCAGCAACAACAGGACUGAACCUGUGAACACAAUCCCCAAACAGUAACCUCCCCUGGGACAAUCUUUCUGUGUCGACGUGUGUGCUUUGCGGUUCAUUUGAAAGGGAAUUUGUAAUUAGUGCUCCUGCAGUGAAGAAUGGAGAAGCACAUAAUGUAGCUUUUGUGUGGUGUGGGAGGCCGCUAGUAUGCUUGUGCAGAGUGUGCUAGUGUGUGCUAGUAUGCUUGUGUGAAUGCACUGACCAUCUCUGUGUCCUUGGAAGGUGAUGAUUACUUCUUUUACUAUUUUGAGUUGGACAUCUUUAAAGUACAGAGUGGUUGUUUCUAUUCUUUCAAACCAAUCUACCAUUUUUAUUACUUGCAGGGAAAACAGGAGAGUUCACGUCAUGGUGAAUGUCACAGUUGAUUUCAGCCCUUAGAGGAUGGGUACAUUAAGCUGUGGCUUUUUUUGUGUCAUUAUUUUACAUCUUAGGUGUUUCUUAAUGUGUUACACAGUUGAGUUGUACAUCAGGUGUUUCAGUUACUGAUACUGAGUCUUAAUGACCCAGUUUGGAAUAAUUUCAGUAGAGGUCAGUGCUGUUACCUCACAUGUCUUUGGCAAACAUGUCUGAAAGAACUGGUAAUGGUUAUAUCCGAUACUAAAUUCUUCAUUAGAGCAUAUGAUAAUUCACCAUGAUAGAGGUUUUUGCACUGAUUAUUGGCCUAACAAGUACUGACUCACAGUUUUUCUCCAUUGCUGAGACACAUUUUCAGAGCCAGUUCAUUCAUUUUCUCAAAACUACAUACACGUUCUCAAAACAACACUUGCAUUGGCAUGCAAUCUAUAGCUUUCAGAGGUGUAUUUCACAAAAUCUAGAUAAGGGAUUAAGAUGGGAUUUUUUGGUUAUCCUGGAUGAAUUUAGCCUUGACUUGGUUUCACAAAAGAGAUGGCAUAUAGGUUACCAUGGGGAUUUAUUCUCUGCACCUAGCCUGAUCCCGACCAGGGUAACAGACAGGCUCAGUUACUGUAAUUCUAAUGUUAAUUAUGUUGUCUUAUUGGUUCAGCCAGCUGUCAUUCAAAUCAGACCUCCAUGUGAUUUUUUGAGAGGUUUAUUCCAUACUGUUUGCUACAUGUAUUUACUCGCAAAACACAACAGAUUGUCUGCCAAAUACCAUAUGGUUAUCAUUUUAAUUAUGGUAGCCUUAUAAUUAUAAAUACACUCGUUGUUUGCUUCUAUUGUUGAUAGACGUUUGAUGAAUAGUUUGACUACUGUAGUAGUUGAUUGGAAGUGGAGGGUCAAUUUUUCAAAGGUGUUGUCAACUAAUUUGGUUAUAAAGACAAUAUAAAAGUAUA
Molecule: messenger RNA, 3022 nt
Organism: Alosa alosa (allis shad)
Lineage: Eukaryota; Metazoa; Chordata; Actinopteri; Clupeiformes; Clupeidae
Gene: c1galt1la
Product: core 1 synthase, glycoprotein-N-acetylgalactosamine 3-beta-galactosyltransferase 1, like a
Exons: 4
Coding region: 456-1739 (427 amino acids)
Cellular component (GO): membrane
Molecular function (GO): N-acetylgalactosaminide beta-1,3-galactosyltransferase activity
Source: RefSeq, a predicted model, not a curated record